Messenger RNA from Ricinus communis (castor bean), 654 nucleotides. Its product is annotated as cytochrome c oxidase copper chaperone 1. The record is from RefSeq and is a predicted model, not a curated record. Bases 204 to 446 code for a protein of 80 amino acids. Gene Ontology annotation, cellular component: mitochondrial intermembrane space. The transcript is spliced from 3 exons. Lineage: Eukaryota; Viridiplantae; Streptophyta; Magnoliopsida; Malpighiales; Euphorbiaceae. Gene Ontology annotation, molecular function: copper ion binding; copper chaperone activity.
AUAAAUAAGAAAAAACAAUCGAAAAUCGGGUCAGGGUCCUUUUCUCCUUCUUCGCUUUUCUAGUUAUACUCUCGCUUUUUAGAGUUAUAAUUCAGCUGCUCAAUUGAAGGAGUUUCGCUUUGUCAAUCUUGCCUUUUCUCCUGUUAAUAUUGCUAAGAGACGACCAGAGUCCUUCAAAUUCUAGAAUCUCUGUUCUAAUAACAAUGGGUGGGCUGCCUUUGCAAAGUGCUUCCUCUACCUUAGCUUUGUCAGGAUCAGAACAAAAUAAGGGUUCGGCAAUUACGCCAUCUGUACCGGAAUCAAAGCCGAAAAAGAAGAUAUGCUGCGCCUGCCCUGAUACUAAGAAACUAAGAGAUGAAUGCAUUGUGGAACAUGGUGAAUCGGCUUGUGCAAAAUGGAUUGAGGCUCAUCGUCAGUGCCUUCGUGCUGAGGGCUUUAAUGUUUGAGUUUUAGAUUGUGAGUUGAUAAACAAAUACUAUUUUGGGAUAUAGGAUAACUUCUUUUGGAAUCACACAUGCCUUAUACCAGUCGAGAAAUAAAGCAAGAAAAGGAUGGCUUUUCUUGACAAGUUUAUUUGUUUUACCGCCUACAUUUAACUAAAAUUGUGAACCAGGAUUAACAAUUAAAUGGAUGUAUACAUUGAUUAAAACUUAA